This is a messenger RNA of Vigna umbellata (rice bean), 1921 nucleotides long. The record is from RefSeq and is a predicted model, not a curated record. NCBI's taxonomy places the organism in Eukaryota, Viridiplantae, Streptophyta, Magnoliopsida, Fabales, Fabaceae.
AUGAUAGGUUUCUUGUUAAAGAAUUCCUAUCUCUCACUCAACAACUCUCGGAAACAGUACAGAAAGUCUCUUGUGCACUAUAUUUCAUGUUUUCCACAUUGUUUUUUGCUCUAUCAGGCCAGUGGUAAACUACUUAUUCUGGACCAACUUCUUCAGAAGUUACAUUAUUCUGGACACCGUGUUCUUCUUUUUGCUCAGAUGACCCAUACACUUGACAUUUUGCAAGAUUUUCUGGAGUUGCGAAAGUAUUCUUAUGAGCGUCUUGAUGGAUCAAUUAGGGCUGAGGAGCGCUUUGCUGCUAUAAGAAGUUUCAGUAGCUCAUCAACUACUUCAGGCUUGACUUCUGAAGCUGAACAAAAUGGAGCGUUUGUGUUUAUGAUCUCAACACGAGCAGGGGGAGUUGGUUUGAAUCUUGUGGCUGCUGAUACUGUUAUAUUCUAUGAGCAAGAUUGGAAUCCUCAGGUGGACAAGCAAGCUUUACAGAGAGCACAUAGAAUUGGCCAGAUGAACCAUGUGUUGUGUAUAUACCUUGUUACAGAGAAGACAGUGGAGGAAGUAAUUAUGAGGAGGGCAGAAAGAAAAUUGCUUCUGAGCAUCAAUGUUACUGGUGAUAACAUUCUCAAACAUGAUGAUGAAGAAACAUCUGAAGUUGGAACUGGAGAUUUGAAAUCCAUCAUAUUUGGUUUACAUAUGUUAGAUCCCACUGAGAUUACUGACGGAAAUCAUAGGGAUAUCAACUUAUCAGAAAUUAGUGUUAUGGCUGACAAGGUGCUUGCCUUGCGUGACAAACAAAUACACGAUAUUGAUGAUAGGAAAUUUGAGGUCAAUCCAAGAAACAUUUUACAAGGUGAUGAUGUUAAGGAAGGAGGUACUACUUUUUCUCACGAUCUUGGUCUUGACGAGGCUUCAUAUCUUUCUUGGGUUAACAAGUUUGAGGAAGUGUCUAAGUCAAGUUGCAACUCAAUGAUGGACUGGAGGAGCAAAAGAAACUCAGAAGAGGAAAAUAAUCUAAAACUUGAGUCUGCAAUGAAGAAGGCAGAGGAAAAGAAGCUAUCCAGGUGGAAAGCUCUUGGAUAUCAAUCAUUGAAUGUAAAAUAUCCUCUCACCCAAACGGACAAUGACAUUACAUCAGCUACUGGGUCCGUUCAUUUUGUGUAUGGAGAUUGUACAGCUCCAUCAAAUGUUUGUUCAUCUGAACCAGCUAUGAUUUUCAGCUGUGUUGACACGUCUGGACAUUGGGGCCACGGUGGAAUGUUUGAUGCACUGUCCAAACUUUCUACAAGCAUUGGUGAUGCAUACGAACGGGCUUCUGAGCAUGGGGAUCUGCAUCUUGGUGAUCUGCAUCUUAUAAGGCUUGAUGAUGGUUGUCAAGAACAAGAUAUGACUGGAAAUACUCCCAAGAUGGUUGCGUUAGCUGUGGUUCAAUCAUAUAAUCCAAGGCGCAAAAUUCCACGCAGUGAAAUCUCACUUCCCCAUUUGGAAAGCUGCUUAUCUAAGGCAGCAUUCUCAGCUGCUCAGAAUUCUGCAUCAAUGCACAUGCCACGAAUUGGUUAUCAAGAUGUAUCUGAUCGUUCUGAGUGGUACACCAUAGAACGACUCCUCAGAAAAUAUGCUUCCAUUUACAACAUCAAUAUAUAUGUAUAUUAUUAUCGAAGAUCAAGUUAAGGCUCUUUCUCACUUCCUAAACUCAAUGUAGUUUCUCACGAGAAGACCGUUGAAGACGUGUUGUUGUAGUAAGGUGUUGUAUGCUCACAUGUGUAUGAUAAAGACAAUUUAGGCAGUUGAAAUGAGUUUAAAUUCUUCCAAAUCAAAUAUGCAAGCAAUUUAGACUAUUACUUCUUCUAGACUCAAAUGUAAGAAAAACAUAUAUGUACUGUGGAUUUAAAUGUAUAUAUAUUUCAAUUUCCUAAAUCCUAGUUAA